Molecule: messenger RNA, 2546 nt
Organism: Ctenocephalides felis (cat flea)
Lineage: Eukaryota; Metazoa; Arthropoda; Insecta; Siphonaptera; Pulicidae
Gene: Stt3A
Product: dolichyl-diphosphooligosaccharide--protein glycosyltransferase subunit STT3A
Exons: 13
Coding region: 258-2426 (722 amino acids)
Biological process (GO): post-translational protein modification
Cellular component (GO): membrane
Molecular function (GO): dolichyl-diphosphooligosaccharide-protein glycotransferase activity
Source: RefSeq, a predicted model, not a curated record
UCUAUGACAAUAUACUUGUUUAUCUAUGACAAUAUACGUGUAAAAUGCCGGCUUUUGUUCAUUCAUAAAAAUGCUAAAAAUUAUGCUCUCCGUUUGUACAAAUUGCACAUUUUGAGUAACUAAGAUCAGAAAUUGUUAUACUUGAUUCCUGUAGUCAUAAUGGAGAUGGAAUGAUAUGAAUUAGUGUACAGACAUUCUAAUAGGACGUCAAAUUUACACUAAAUCAAUUCAAAAAUUAUAUUAUAUAAAUAAACGCAAUGGGUGAAACGAAAGUGGAGAAUGCGGGAUUUCGUAUGAGUCCUGAAAAACAGGAAACUUUAUUAAAAUUAAGUAUUUUAACUAUAGCCGCAGUAUUAUCAUUUGCGACCAGAUUGUUUUCUGUACUACGAUUUGAAAGUGUCAUACAUGAAUUUGAUCCAUAUUUCAAUUACCGUACAACCAAGUAUUUAGCUGAUAAUGGAUUUUAUAGUUUUCACAAUUGGUUUGAUGACCGAGCAUGGUAUCCGCUAGGAAGGAUUAUAGGAGGUACAAUAUAUCCUGGAUUGAUGGUGACAGCUGCAUCGUUAUAUAAUUUGUUAUGGUCUUUUAACAUAACGAUUAAUAUAAGAAAUGUCUGUGUGUUCUUGGCACCAUUUUUCUCUUCACUGACCACUAUAGUCACAUAUUUAUUGACAAAAGAGUUACGGGAUUCAGGUGCAGGUUUAGUGGCUGCUGCAAUGAUUUCUAUUGUCCCUGGUUACAUUUCUAGAUCUGUUGCGGGAAGCUAUGAUAACGAAGGCAUUGCAAUAUUUUGCAUGCUGUUGACUUAUUACAUGUGGAUUAAGGCCAUAAAAACGGGCAACAUAUUUUGGUCCACAAUGACUGCUUUAGCAUAUUUUUACAUGGUUUCUUCCUGGGGAGGUUACGUGUUCCUAAUCAACUUGAUACCCUUACACGUUUUGUGUUUAAUGCUAACUGGCAGAUUUGGCCAUCGUGUAUACGUUGCUUACAGUACUGUAUAUUGUGUAGGAACAAUAUUGUCGAUGCAGAUAUCUUUUGUUGGAUUCCAACCAGUGCAGAGCUCUGAACAUAUGCUGGCGUUAGGAGUGUUUGGUCUGUGCCAAAUCCAUGCAUUCGUAGAUUAUUUAAAAAGCAAAUUAUCGGCCACCGAGUUUGAGAUAUUGUUUAAAGCAUUGGUGUACGUAGUCGCAACUAUUACAGUUGUUGCCGGAUCUUUACUGGCAGUCUCUGGAAAAAUUGCGCCUUGGACAGGAAGAUUUUAUUCGUUAUUAGAUCCGUCGUAUGCUAAAAACCAUAUUCCUAUAAUAGCUUCUGUUUCUGAACAUCAGCCAACAUCAUGGUCAUCAUUUUAUUUUGAUCUACAACUCUUGGUCUUUCUAUUCCCUGCAGGAUUAUACUUCUGUUUUUCAAAAUUAUCGGAUGCCAACAUAUUUUUAAUAUUGUACGGAGUUACGAGCAUUUACUUUGCAGGUGUAAUGGUCCGAUUGAUGCUUGUCCUAGCCCCAGUCAUGUGUAUCUUAUCAGGAAUUGCUGUAUCAUCGCUCCUCCUCACAUACAUGAAGCAACUCGAUGACAACACUGGACACACAACAAAUGUAGGCGGAGGAGGUGGAUUCAAAAGAAAAGAUGUCAGCGAUAGAAAAGCUAAGAAAUUGGAAAGUCGAUCACCACUAAGAAAGCAGAUAGCAACAGCCUUUGUCUGCAUAAUGACAUUAUUGUUGAUAUCGUAUACCUAUCAUUGCACUUGGGUGACCGCUGAAGCUUACAGUUCUCCAAGCAUAGUUCUAUCAGCUAAAUCACAUGAUGGUGGAAAAAUUAUAUUUGAUGACUUCCGAGAAGCUUAUUAUUGGCUGCAGAUGAAUACACCUCAGGAUGCUCGUGUGAUGUCAUGGUGGGAUUAUGGAUACCAGAUAACGGCAAUGGCCAAUCGUACAAUCCUGGUUGACAAUAAUACUUGGAACAACACGCACAUUUCUCGGGUCGGUCAAGCCAUGGCAAGCACUGAAGACAAAGCCUACGAAAUAAUGAGAGAACUAGAUGUUGAUUAUGUACUAGUGAUAUUUGGAGGACUAACUGGUUAUUCUUCUGAUGAUAUCAAUAAAUUCUUAUGGAUGGUGCGCAUUGGAGGCAGUACUGACAGAGGAGCCCAUAUCAAAGAGUGGGAUUAUUAUUCACCAAGCGGAGAGUUUAGAGUAGAUAGGGAAGGUUCACAAACUCUGCUUAAUUCUUUAAUGUACAAAAUGUGCUACUAUAGAUUUGGAGAGGUUUACACCGAAGGAGGAAAGCCUCCAGGUUACGACCGUGUACGUUCAGCAGAAAUUGGCAAUAAAGAUUUUGAACUCGAUGUACUAGAAGAAGCCUACACAACCGAGCAUUGGUUAGUAAGAAUCUAUAAAGUAAAGGAUCUGAGAAAUCGUGGUGUAUAAAAAUAGGAAAUACAAAUUAAUCGUACUAGUUUUAAAAUAUAGUUUUUCAGGUAACGACUCUAGUUUAAAACAUAGUGUAUAUAAUAAUAUAAAAUCACGAUUUUUAAUAAAAAUAUCAUA